Mya arenaria is the source of this 2385-nucleotide messenger RNA. RefSeq lists its product as uncharacterized. The transcript has 3 exons. The record is from RefSeq and is a predicted model, not a curated record. NCBI's taxonomy places the organism in Eukaryota, Metazoa, Mollusca, Bivalvia, Myida, Myidae. The coding region runs from base 532 to 1653 and encodes 373 amino acids.
AGCAUGUAGUAGUAUUGGGUUUACCUGUCAAACUUGAGCAUAUGGAGAAAUGAAGAGUGUUUUGUUUAUAUGGAUAUUAAGCUUAAGAAAACGGAGGUUUCUAGUAUAGAUUUUGAUUAUUAGGUGAUAUUUAAAGUUAUAUCAUUGUGCUAACAACAUGGACAUAUCGUUAUUUGUUAUAAAUCACCUGCGAUGGUUAUGAACAACACCAUCGAUUGACGAAACUGUCUGUACGCCGGGGCUAUAAGACACCGCGGACUCCAGAGUUUGUUUACUAGUCAUUAUUUGAGAGUUUUGUGCAAUAUUUCAUAUAAUAAUCUGAAGAUCUGUAGAUGACUUCAUUAUUAAAGUGCGGUACACUUUGUCAGCUGUGUUAGGAGUUACAAUCAUGCAGAUAUCGGAUUAGAUAUAGCAGAAAUACAAAAAAAAAACACUUGUAUUUUCUCUCAUAAUUCUUUGAAAGUCAUGUAAGGAAGAAAACAGUGGAAAUACAGAAAAGGUUGUUAAACCAACAGUUUGUGGAUAUUAACCAUGAAGACAGCUCACGAGCGGGCCCUAAAAGGGGCCACAUUGAUGUUGCUGGUCUGCUGUAGCUACGUGCAUGGUGAAAUCCGAUGUUAUUGCAACGAAGCCAAGUGCGUGUCCUCCAGUUACAUGUGUAAAUCUCAGCUGGGCAUGUGUUUCACGCAUGUCAAGGUGAAGGACGGGGUCAAAUCCAUCGUUUCCGGCUGUGCAGACUCACUGCAGGAGGAACCUCUCCUAAGCACUUGCGCUGGAACUGGAAUCGAGGCUACUGAAACGGAACUGACUGUAAACGAGACGCGUGUGAUAAAUGACGUCAUUGAUGACGUAACUGGUGUAGAAGUAAAAGAAACCACUGUUGUUGAAAGUGUAAAGGAGACAGUUGAAGUACAGAAUGUGAACCCAGUGCCUCUUGAGUCGGGUUUAAGAUGCUGUACGCUGGAUAUGUGCAAUUACAGAGACAGCAACGAGAUCACUAUCACCAUAGAUACAAAAACGAAUGACAAAGGUCUGGGAGUGAUGUCGUCUAAGAAGACGGAUGAGUCCAACAAAGCCCAGAAAGACCUCUGGUUUAAAGCGGCCGUAAUCGCGGUCCCGAUCGCUGGAGGAUUUAUUCUCAUUCUCCUCGUGUUGCUCGCAGUGCGCAUGCUCAGAACUGAUUCGAGGCAGCAUAAACGCUUGAUUCAAAUUCGGCGGGAAAGAAGUCUCACAAAAGCUCAACUUUACGUUACGGACCAUUUUAUUGAUAGAGAAAAAGACAAAAACACGUGUACCAUUGGUCAGGGUGACAGUCUUACUCAGCCUAGUAACACAAUAUUCACUGGACACGUGAAUAGUGCCAUACAUAAUAACAAUAGUCAAAAUCCUAAUUCCAAACGAGAAACUGUUCAUUCUACACACUUGAACUCAAACUCAAAAUGCCAUCAUCACCAUCAUCAUCAUCAUAGUAACAAAAAUAAUCACCCGAAGGCGACAAGGCAUCGAGACGGUCAUACGUACGAGCAGAUUCUGUCUCAGACCAAUAGUGACACUAGUACGGGGUCAGGUGAGCGAGAUUGUCAGACCUCGCCACAUUCUUCUGUGAUAGUUUGGGGGAAAUCAGACAAUACAAACUCUGCUGAUGUUGUAUAAUGUGAUUAAAACGUAGGGUAAACGAAACGUUUGUGUAAUACGUAGUCAUUGGUCGCUGCAGAGGGCAGUUGAACUGUAAGCCGGACAGUGAUUGGUUCAUAUUACGUUGCAAGAACAAUGCUGAUUGGUUAAUCGAUAGGUCUUAGAAAGUUCCUGAUUGGUUCAUUGCUCAGUGAAACUGAACAGUUUUUCGGAUGACCUAAAAUAAUCUGAGGAUGUAAUCUUAUGGAAUAAAGAUCUGCUGUACAUGAGAAGGCGGUUUGUUUAUGGUGAUUCUUGACAUGAAAAGUGGUCAAACACUCUAAAUGUAAAUACUGUAAUAUAUGGAUCUGGUUCAGUCAUGUUUUGAAUGUCAGCUUUUAAAUGCAAAAACUAGUCUUUGAUUGAUUCCAAAGUUGUUUGGUGAGAAUAAUAUGAGUUAAAUACGAAAACACUAAAGUUUCACAUUCAUAGUAAGAAAUCUCAGAGCAUUUAAAAUUAUAUAUAAUGUACAGCUAUAUUAUAAAUGUCAUUUGGGUACUAAUAAAAAGUAAAUAAUUAUUAUCAAAAGGGCUAAACAUUUCAGUGUUAGGGUGCUCAUAUAAUUCCUGUCGUUGUUACUCAUAUUGCAUGGAGGUAUUUGUUGUACGAUUUAAUCGUUGUUUUGAGGAAUAAAGAAAUUCUCUGUUUGUUUAAUAUUGCAUUAUUUUAAGAUAUUUAUUUCUGAGAAAAAUAAUAAAAUGUUAUUAAUUA